UCUGUCCCCCCCCUCCUCUCACAGUACGAAGCUAUCCAGGAGUUCUGCACCCGCACCCACGCGUCCUGCCCCCCGGGACCGUCCGGCGAGACUGGCCCCGAUGGAGCGCCAGGGAGGCCCGGCCGAGAUGGGGAGCGGGGCGAGAUAGGGCUGCCCGGCCUAAAGGGAAGCAGGGGGGCCAAGGGUGACCCCGGGCAGCGGGGACCCCCUGGCAUACGGGGCCCCAAGGGAGAGAUCGGCUUACCAGGUGUGCCGGGCCUGGACGGGCGGGACGGGCUGCCGGGAGAGCCUGGGUUGGACGGCAUCCCGGGCCGCAAUGGGCUGGACGGGACGCCGGGCAUGGACGGCCUGUCGGGCUUCAAUGGCUCGCCGGGACGGGACGGAAAGGACGGCAUUGACGGCAUUCCCGGAACCAGGGGCGAAAAAGGUGCUCGCGGUCCUCAAGGCUUACGAGGUAUCGCAGGACCGCGCGGCCGUCGUGGCAAGAAUGGUACUCCAGGUGAGGCCGGCGAGCCCGCGAUCUGUGCCUACAGGGUGAACAACGCGAGUGUGACCGAGCUGCUCAUCGCCCCCGCCAUACCAGGCGCAGACACCACGCGGCGUCGGGAUCGGGCCCCCAUCGUGGUGCGGGAGGGCGACAACCUGAGGCUCCGGUGCCAGGCCACGGGCGAGCCGCUGCCGCAGGUGGAGUGGACGCGGCAGGACGGAGGUGUUAUCCCGAUCGGCCAGUGGCGAGACGGCUCGGUGACAGGGCGCGUGCUCAACCUGACCCACGUGCACCGCGACCACACGGGCACGUACACCUGCGAGGCCUACAACGGCGUGCCGCCCAACGUGAACAAGACUUUCCACGUCGAAGUGCACUUCGACCCGUACAUCCGCGUCAAGAAAUGGAAGGUCGGGGUGCACAACGGUUCGACGGCCAAGCUGGAGUGCGAGGUGGAGGCGUUCCCAGUGGCGGUGACCUACUGGGAAGACGAGCACGGUCUCCUCCUCGAAAACUCCACCAAGUACAGCAUCUACUACCACCAGAACCCCAACUCCGUGUGGAAGUCCGUCAUGAGCAUCCACAUCUUCAACAUCGACCGCUCGGACAUCGGCGACUACCACUGCGUCGCCAAGAACGAGCUCUCCGUCACCCGCGGCCUUGUCAAGCUUUACGAAAUCGACCCCAACCUGCACCACCCGUCCACCGGCUCCGACGACAGCCUCACCUUCGGCCCCGACCCGCCCAGCUUCACCGACCUCUUCGACCUGUGUCCGCCGGUGGCCGAGUGUGACGAGUGCCCCAAGAUGCCGAAGUGUGCGGAGGGUCGCGGCGCGCUCUUCGGCCUCAGCGUGGAGCAGUAUGGCAACUCCACCUACCCGGGCUUCCGCAACAGAUCAUCAGACUGCAUGCUGGCGGCGGUGGGCAAGGCCGUCUACAUCCGCCACACCGAGUCCAUGUACGGGUCGUGGAUGCGUGACCCCCACCCGCACGACCCUCAGCGGGAGCCUCGCUUCUGGACCACCGACCCCGCGGACCCCACCCGCCUCAGCGAGUUCAACGACAAGAACCGCUACAGAAAGGGACAGCCCAACAAGAACUACACGCUGCCCUUCCCUUUUGUGGGCAACUCCCACGUGGUGUACAACGGCUCCUUCUACUACCAAUACAUGGGCCACCAAAGGAUCAUACGCUACGACCUACUGACGGGCGCCACCAUCGACGUUGACGUGCCGGAAGUGGCGACGGCCGGGGAGAACUACCUGUACCGCGUCAGCCGAGACUACAUCGACUUCAACACCGACGACAACGGGCUAUGGGCGAUCUACGGCCUGCCAGAAAACAACAAUACGAUAGUGAUGAAGCUGGAGCCGUGGUCUUUGAAGGUGGAGUACAGCUGGAACAUUCCCCUGAGCCACAAGAAGUUCGGCGAGCUCUUCAUCACGUGCGGGGUGUUGUAUGCCAUCGACAGCGCCACGGAGCGGGACACCAAAAUCAGGUUCGCCUUCGACCUUUACCGCAAGAGGCUGCUGGACGUUGAUCUGAGCUUCACCAACCCCUUCAGAAUGACAACCAUGCUGGGCUACAACUACAACACGAAGGAGAUCUACUCGUGGGACAACGGCAACCAGCUCACCUACCCUGUCAAAGUGAUCGACAUCGGCUACAACACCCCCGACGAGGAGCGCGGCCCGCCGAAGGCACAGCACUUCACGUCAGCAGACCAGGACGUGCACAUCAACCCCCUCUCCUCCAGAUACAGCUAGCACGAGGCCAGACCCGCGCCCCUCCUCACCUGAAGCCCCCGAACUCGACUCAUGACCCGUCUAGACCCAUCACGACCACAACCACAACUAAGACCACGAUCAUCACCCAACGAAGAUCUCCAAGGAUUGCCAAGGACGAGGAGAGAUGUGUAUGUUCAUUUGGUUUUACAGUAAAGGAAGCAGUUUAAGUUCAAAAACAGAUAAAAACAAAAAAAGAAUGCCCACUAAGCACUACUCCUAUACAAGAAACUAGAAAUGAGUGGCCAGAAGAGAGGUCAGUUUCGGGUGGAGAGGUGUCCUGCACUCCCUUGAAGAUAAAGACCUUUAAAUUCACUAUGCACGUCACCGCUGCUUAAAGAGUCUGUUAACGUUUGUAAUUGUUGCCAACCCUCUCACACCAUGGUAUCUAUCAAGUACAUCGUCGCUUAGUUCUGUUGUCUGUUCCGACCAAUCUGAUGAGUAAGCUUCAAAUAAUCCAAGUGUUAUUCGGUAUGACUGGUUAUUGUGACAGAUCAAGCAAUGCACCGACCACUCCCUAACGCGUGGUGUUCAUCUAAUUCUAAGGGGAGGGAAGGUAUGGUCAAACAGGCUGACUAUGAAAAGAAUGCACCUCUUCCCUCACUCUGUCAGGAAAAUGAUACUACGAUGCUAUUUUACCUGAAACAAUCUUGUGGUUCCCAAUAUCAUAUCGCUGUAAGUCGCUCCAGUUAAAAGAACCAACAACAUGAUAAGACACAUCAACGUCACUCGGAUUGCUUGAUGCUAUAAUUUUCUUUCUUCACGUAGACGCCGGCAUCAUAUAAGGAGAAAAAUCGGAGGCACCAGCUUUGGAAACAUCAUUGUGAGCCCAUAGACUGUCCCUGAGAGCGCUAGAAUCCAUCGCGCCGUGGUCUGAGGCAUCAUAUAAAGAGAAAAAAACAGAAGGCACCAGCUCUGAAAAUAUCAUUGUGAGCCUAUAGACUGUCCCUGAUGGCGAUAGGAUCGAUCACGCCGGGUUUAAGGGCACAGUGGUUAUCUGACGUGCUUCCUCGUGACCUUUCAAACACUAACAGCCUGGAGGGAGUAGGGGCGAAAGGAAGAAGGAUUCCUCGCCUAAAUGUGUGUACGGUGUUAACAGAUAGUCUCCACAGCAAGAAGAGGAGGAAGCGGUAAAGACGGAGACUAUAAACGAGAGGAAGAGAUUUUAGAGAAAGUCUGAAGAAAAGAACAAAAUGUAAAUGAAAAGGAAGACGGGAAGGAAGUAGUUGAAAAGACAAAGAUCAGUAAGGAAGAAGAAAUGGAGUAAAAGGAGGUAAAAGAACGUAAAGAAGAGGCUGAGGGGAGAGAAAAGGAGAGGAGAGGAAAGGAGAGGAGAGGAGAGGAAGAAGUGAUUUAGAAGAAAAAUAAGAAAGGAAGUGGAGACAAGACGUUAGGGAAAGCAAUAUCUAUCGCAGACCAUGAAUACGGCCGACACUGGAUAAUCUUCAAUGCUUCCUUUAGAUAAUAGCGACACUAAUGCCUCCCGGGAGUUCACGUCCCACCCUUUCCUUGGUCAGUAUUUGCAAACCGCCCCCCAACGCCAACACGACUCCGUUUAAUUACUGGUUCUGCGAAAAUAUGAAUCAGCGUCCAAACGAGCCAAAAAAAUAAGUCAUUAUGUUAUUAAAAAAAGUUAGUAUAUACAAAAAUUAUCUGACAGUAAUUUGGAGGUAAUCACGAUUUUUUUGUACAUUUAUAAUUAUCUAUUUGGUGCUUCUGUUUAUAGCAUCGCAGACAAAACACGCACAAACAGAGAUAAACAGACAGGUAGAUAGAAAUAGAUAGACAGCUAUAGGUACAGAUUUAUCGCUUGCCAAACUGAUUAAUUAAUUUUUUAGGCGCAAAAGAAACACUGACUGGCUUUCUGGUGUUAUUCUGAUACAACACAGAAAGAAACCGUGACAGAAAAAGAAGACAAGCCGAGGUAGUAAUGGGGUAAGAAUACGAGAAAAAUACAACAAAAUACAGGAAGACAAGGAAGAAAAAAGUUUCCUCACAAAACAAGUUACAGGUUAGGGAAGUAUAGAAGAAAAUGAAAGAAUAAAAGAAGAAUACAGGAAUACAAGGAUGAAAAAAGUAUCCACACUAAACAUCUUACAAAGACUACACGAGCAGUACAAGAACACAAUGAUACAAGGAAGAAAAACAGCCACCACACGAAACAAGUCACAUAAUAUUAGGGAAGAAAAUCACAAUACAAGAACAAUACAAAAAGAAUACAGGAAUACGAGAAAGAAAAACAGUCCCCCACACGAAA
Molecule: messenger RNA, 4528 nt
Organism: Eriocheir sinensis (Chinese mitten crab)
Lineage: Eukaryota; Metazoa; Arthropoda; Malacostraca; Decapoda; Varunidae
Exons: 14
Biological process (GO): signal transduction
Source: RefSeq, a predicted model, not a curated record